This is a messenger RNA of Cyprinodon variegatus (sheepshead minnow), 1208 nucleotides long. RefSeq names its product coiled-coil domain containing 43 (gene ccdc43). Lineage: Eukaryota; Metazoa; Chordata; Actinopteri; Cyprinodontiformes; Cyprinodontidae. The transcript has 5 exons. The coding region runs from base 2 to 646 and encodes 214 amino acids. The record is from RefSeq and is a predicted model, not a curated record.
GAUGGCGGCGCCCAUGAAAGAUGCCGGGGAGUUUGAAAGCUGGCUCGACGAGCGACUGGACUCGUUAGAAGUUGACCGUGAGGUGUACAGUGCAUAUAUUUUAGGAAUUUUAAAGGAAGAAGAAAGCGACGAGGAAAAAGAAGAUGCCCUUCAGGGGAUUUUGUCUGCUUUUCUGGAUGAAGAUACCAUAGAAGAAGUCUGCAAGCAGAUCAUCAAUCACUGGAAGGAGUGUUGCAGCCGACUGGCUGACGGACAAAACAAGGAUGACGCUGAGGUCCAGGCCAUUGCCAGCAUGAUAGAAAAACAGGCCCAGAUUGUUGUGAAACAAAAAGACCUGUCUGAAGAGUCAAAGAAAAGGAAGGAGGCCCUUCUUGCUCAGUACGCCAAUGUAACGGAUGAAGAGGAUGAAGCGGAAGAGGAGCCAGCAACUGGAAUCGAUGUUCCUGGAAAUGAGAGAUCCCUGUUCAGGAACACCAAUGUGGAAGAGGUGCUCAGCAGACAGAAGCAAAAGCGUGACCAAGCUCGGGAAGAUGCUCAGAAGAAGAAAGAAAUGGACAAAAUGCAGCGAGAGAAGGACAAACUGGCCAAACAAGACAGAAAAGAGAAAGAGAAGAAACGUACACAAAAAGGUGAACGCAAAAGAUAAAACCCAUAAGGACGGUUUUCAUCAGUUUCUUUUGCAAUAAAACUAAAGAUUGAGAAGUUAAAGCUUGAAAUGUGUGCUUCUCUUUCCAACUAAAUUUCUAAAUGUGUUUAAGUCACUGUCAGAUGCUUGGUAAAACCUGUCUCAGUUAUUAGACACACUGAACACAAAGGGCAGAAGUACAAUUCAUACAUAAAUACAUUUACACUUAAUUGUUUCAGAGUAAUUUUACCCAGUUUGUAUGACAGUUUUGGUAAUCAUGACUAUGCAGAAAACUUAACUCUACCUUUUUAAAAAUGUUCCGUUUUGAUUAUGAUGUCAGGAUUUCACUAAAGCAUAUCAUUAAUGAUAAGAAUCAACCCAUUUCACUGGUAUUCUUGGAGCCAACAUUUGAUAAAUGCUGGAUAUUUCUACACAACUUUCAUCUGCAGGUUUUGCUUUUAUUUUCUAUGCAUCUUGACAGCAAACCAGAACACAUUUUGCUAAAUUAACUAACCUCAGAUGUAUACUGUUCCAUCAUUCAAAUGUUUUGAGGUUUAUCUUUUUUUGAAAUGAAUAAAAACCU